This is a messenger RNA of Naumovozyma dairenensis CBS 421, 888 nucleotides long. It is a transcript of the gene PXR1, whose product is annotated as telomerase inhibitor. The record is from RefSeq and is a predicted model, not a curated record. NCBI's taxonomy places the organism in Eukaryota, Fungi, Ascomycota, Saccharomycetes, Saccharomycetales, Saccharomycetaceae. The transcript has a single exon. The coding region runs from base 1 to 888 and encodes 295 amino acids. Gene Ontology annotation, molecular function: nucleic acid binding.
AUGGGUUUAGCUGCUACUAGAACGAAACAAAGAUUCGGUCUUGAUCCAAGGAAUACCGCAUGGAGUAAUGAUACAUCGAGGUUCGGUCAUAAACUUUUAGAAAAAUUUGGCUGGCAACCAGGAACGGGACUUGGUAUGUUACCAGGUCAAUCUCAUAAAAGCCACAUUAAAGUUCACAUUAAGGAUGAUAAUUUGGGUCUCGGCGCAAAGAUAAAACGCCAAGAAAGGAAAGAUGAAUUCGAUAAUGGAGAAUGUGCAGGUCUUGAUGUUUUCCAAAGAAUAUUGGGGAGAUUGAAUGGGAAAGAGGAGGAAAUUGUCGAUGAAUUGGAAAAGCAAAGAAAGGACAAAAUCUUAUCAGGUAAAUGGGGGAUCCAUUUCUUAAAGGGUGAAGUACUGGCAUCGACAUGGGAUCCAAAAACUAAGAAGUUGAAAAGUUACUCUAAUGAGAGGAAACGGAAAUAUAGCAAUGAUGAAGAUGAUGCUGAUGACGAUGAUGAUGAAGAAGAAGAUCAGAAAAACUCAGACUCAGAAUCAGACGUGGUUUCAGAUUCAGAUGUUAGCAGUGAUAGGAAGACCAAGGGAAAGAAAAAGAAAGAUAAAAAGGAAAGGAAAGAAAAGAAACAUAAAAAGAGGAAACUAGACAAGAAAACCAAAAAAAGCGAUAAAAAUAUAGAGAAAGAAAAAAAGAAACAAAGGAAGAAGGAAAAGAAAGCUAAGAAGGUACAGAAAAGGCAAGCUGCUUUUCUAGAGUCAAGUAAAACUGCCUCCAAAAUACCAGAUUCUGUAUCAACUAGAUUAUCAGUUCGUUCGAAAUGGAUCAAACAGAAAAGAGCAGCUAUCAUGGAUGCCAAAGCUUUGAAUGAAAUCUUUAUGAUCAAGAAUGAUUGA